Carassius gibelio (silver crucian carp) is the source of this 1480-nucleotide messenger RNA. Its product is annotated as N-acylethanolamine-hydrolyzing acid amidase. The transcript has 11 exons. Gene Ontology annotation, molecular function: fatty acid amide hydrolase activity. The coding region runs from base 88 to 1131 and encodes 347 amino acids. Gene Ontology annotation, cellular component: lysosome. The record is from RefSeq and is a predicted model, not a curated record. Gene Ontology annotation, biological process: fatty acid metabolic process. Lineage: Eukaryota; Metazoa; Chordata; Actinopteri; Cypriniformes; Cyprinidae.
AUGCAGAAGUUUGAAACGGUGUGAAGUCUUUGGUUUCGCAUAUUCAAAUGUCACCAUCACAAGGACAGUUAGUGUUCAUUAUUCACCAUGAAGCUACAGAUCUGUGUGUUUCUCGGCGUGACAGUUUUCUGCGUGUCGACAGCUGAUUUCUCUCCUCCAGUGGUCAACAUCAGUCUGGACGUGCCUGACUUUCAGCGAUGGGCUCCUCUGAAGAACCUGUAUGACAUCGACUUCUUGAGAAAAGCUGCGUCUGAAGUGAUCGACUCAACUGUUCCCAAAUGGGUUCAUGAAGCAGUUAAACCUAUAGUGAAGGCUCUGGAGAAAUACAUCCCACUGCCCUAUGCUGGAGAAAUACGGGGCAUGGCAUCCUUCUAUGGCGCUGACAUUGUAGAUAUUGUGCUGUUGAACUUUGCCUAUGAAGUAUCUGCCUUUUGCACCAGUAUUGUAACUCAGGAUACAAAGGGCAAUAUUUACCAUGGCAGAAACCUGGAUUAUCCCCACAGUGUGCUCAGAAAUCUUACUCUAGAUGUACUUUUUAUUAAAAAUGGAAAGGUGGCAUACAGAGGAACCACUUUUGCUGGUUAUGUUGGGCUGUGGACAGGACAAAGCCCCAACAAGUUCACAGUGUCUGGCAACCAACGCAGUAAGGGACAUUGGUGGGAGAAUGUAAUUUCAGCAGUUUUAUUAAAAAGUUCUCCAGUUAGCUGGCUAGUGCGAGAGACUCUGGAAGCAGCUGUGGAUUUCCAGGAUGCAGCAGUGAGACUGGCCAAGGUGCCGAUCAUCACAGAUGUUUAUUACAUUUUGGGUGGUGUUCAUGAUGGUGAGGGUAUGGUCAUCACCAGAGACCGGAGCGGGUCAGCCGACAUCUGGCCUCUGGAUCCACUUCAGGGAAACUGGUAUAGAGUUGAAACCAAUUAUGACCACUGGCUUCCCGCCCCUAAACAGGAUGACCGAAGAGAUGUGGCCAUGAAAGCUUUGAAUGCCACUGGUCAAAACCAUAUUAGUAUGGAUUCUCUGUAUAAGGUUUUAUCGGUGCAUCCAGUAUGUAAACGGAGCACUGUUUAUACGACCGUCAUGAGUGCCGGCACUCCUGAGAAGUAUACAACAGUUGUCAGAGAUACGUGCGUGUGAAGGAAUGAGACGUUCUCUUGACCAGCUCCGCCAGACUUUUCACCCAGCUUAGUUCUGUGCAACAAAUUCUUCUUCUCUUCUGCAUUUCACAAUGGAAUGAGUCGUAUUUUAAUAUCUGAAAUGGAGGGCUGCUCAAUAUUGGGGAAAAAAAACUGACAUUUUUUUGUGAUAAAACCUAUAGCCUGUUGCAAUAGGAAAAGUAAAAAUAAAUAAAAAAGAAUCAGAUUACUUAAACAGGUCUAUUUGGAAAGUAUCAUUCCAAAAAAAAAAAAGAUUGUAAAUGUAGGACUGAUUUUAAUAAAUGUUUAAUAAACAAGAAGUUAAUAUUAAGUGACUUACAUUUUAGAAA